Camellia sinensis is the source of this 2056-nucleotide messenger RNA. The record is from RefSeq and is a predicted model, not a curated record. Lineage: Eukaryota; Viridiplantae; Streptophyta; Magnoliopsida; Ericales; Theaceae.
GUUAGACCCGGUAAAAAUCCCACCCGGCAAAAAACUCCUAUCUCGCUCUGUCUCUCUCUCUUCUUCUUCUUCUUCUUCUUCUUCUCUCUCUAAACAGUUGAGGCCGCGAAGAGAGUUUCGCAGACUGGGCAGUAGGCACAGCUUCAUCUCCUAAUCUCAAGUGAAAUCUGGAAAUUUUGGGGAAAAAUACUCUGUGAUGAACUGCUUGUUUCGUGCAUGUUCUGCGGCUAUACUUUCAAGGACUGGUGGUUUUGUUGGUAGGAGUUCAUUGUGUGGAUUCUCAACUCCCCCAUGGGAAAUUAGCUUUGAGCAUGCUAGUAUUAGAACGGUUCGUUUGGAGCUUUUGUUGACUCAGUUGCGCGUUCAGUGCUAUUCAUCUGGAAAGGGAGGUGGAAGAAAGUCUCGUUCACAAAAGUUGGAACCAAAACCAGUGAUGGAGGAAGAGAAGGCUGCGUUCUUUGUUGUGCGGAAGGGGGAUAUUGUUGGUGUUUACAAGAGUCUUAGUGAAUGUCAGGCUCAAGUUGGAUCUUCGGUAAUAUGUGAUCCUCCUGUCAGUGUGUACAAAGGACACUGUAUGCCUAAGGACACUGAGGAAUAUCUUCUCUCUUGUGGACUUAAGAAUGCUCUAUAUUCCAUCAGAGCUGCAGAUCUAAAAGAGGAUAUUUUUGGCCCUCUCAUACCUUGCCCAUUUCAGCAACCAUCUUCUUCAAAAGGUGAAGCAUCCAACAAGGAUAUGCGAAAAAAGAGGUCACAUGAAGUACUGGGAGCAGAAAGUGUGGAAGCAGCUGGAUCAACAUCUGUCUAUAACCCCUUGAGAAAGCAUUUCAAGGAAGAUCCUCAAGUCAUGGCCCAAGUUUUAUCUUCUGGUUGCUCUUGUAUUCUUGAGUUUGAUGGUGCUUCAAAAGGAAAUCCUGGACAAGCUGGUGCAGGAGCUGUGCUGCGAGCUGAUGAUGGAAGUUUGAUAUGUAGAUUGCGUGAAGGUUUGGGCAUAGCAACCAAUAAUGCUGCUGAAUAUCGAGCCUUGAUUUUAGGGCUGAAAUAUGCACUCAAGAAAGGGUUUACAAAUAUACGUGUUUUGGGGGACUCCAAACUCGUUUGUAUGCAGCUUCAGGGUCUAUGGAGGGUAAGACACCAAAACAUGUCCAACUUGUAUGAGGAGGCAAAGCAACUGAAGGACAAGUUUCUUUCUUUCGAGAUCAAUCAUGUUCUGCGGGAUUUGAACUCCGAGGCUGAUGCUGAAGCAAACUUUGGUGCUUGUCUUGCUGAUGGUCAAAUACAAGAGAUUGAAUAGUCACUCAAACUAUUGGAUUGGCAUUGUUCUUUGAGUCCAAUGUUCAUUCCCUAGCAACUGAACCAAAUUCUUCAAGUGUCAAACACUUGAUAUCAUAUCUACAAGGCUUAUUGAUCAUACCUCAAGAUACACGGUGUGAAGUUGGUGUCAUAGAGUUUUAUUACAUUUUUUGAAUUUGAGCUUGAUUGGCACGAGUGAAACAAUUUGGAUUUUGGUUUUCAGUGGCGUACAAGGAAGCUCAAAAUGUCCCAAAAUUUUAUGAAGAAAUUAUUUUUACUUCAUCUCUAUUUCUCCAUUUUCUGAUAAUUUGGGUUUCUGAUGAGCAGAGCUGAAGAGCAUCAUGCUCCUUGUUGAUGAGGAUAUGCUUCGUGGCCCCAUUUCUCUGGGAGUCCUUGUGCUAUGGUUUCUACUCACAUUGUUCACUUGGGGCUUGUGAUUGUUGCCUUUGCUUUCAAAAUCUGUCGGAUGAUAACCUUCAUUGUCACUGCUAGGUAUAGUUUUGUUCCUGGGUUCUCUCUCUUUUUGAGUUUGUUGAUUGGAGAGAGUUCAAUUUGUGCUUUCAGAUUGUGCCGUGUCAACAAUUAUUGUUUACAAAAAGAGAUGAACCUUUAGUCUACAAAAAAAUGCCCACAUGGCAUGAGUAAAUUUUAGAUGUAACGGUAAUAAGCAAUCUUAUUUUGUUGUAGAGAUCAUAAUUUUGUUAUAUGACUGAGAGAAUACUUACAAAUCUCAUUUGCAAUAUUAGUAAAUGGUGUCAUUAUUAUA